This is a messenger RNA of Carya illinoinensis, 1500 nucleotides long. RefSeq names its product putative receptor-like protein kinase At3g47110. The transcript has 4 exons. The record is from RefSeq and is a predicted model, not a curated record. Bases 22 to 1254 code for a protein of 410 amino acids. Lineage: Eukaryota; Viridiplantae; Streptophyta; Magnoliopsida; Fagales; Juglandaceae. Gene Ontology annotation, biological process: protein phosphorylation. Gene Ontology annotation, molecular function: protein kinase activity; ATP binding; receptor serine/threonine kinase binding.
CUCAUUCCACAUAGACUACUCAUGGCCAACCAAACUACUUGUUUCCUCAUCCUUCUUUUUCUGGCACUGCUUCUCGUGUCUAGUUUAAGUACUGAUGCAAAAAUUUUCAAUAUUACCACAGAUCAAUCUGCUCUUCUUACCUUGAAAGCUCAUAUUUCUUAUGACCCUCACCAUAUUUUGACAACAAAUUGGUCCUCCAGUACUUCAGUUUGCAAUUGGGUCGGUGUCACCUGUGGUUCUAGACAUCAUCGGGUUACAGUCUUGAACCUUUCUAAUAAUGGUCUUGUAGGAACCAUUCCUCCUCAUAUAGGAAACCUUUCAUUUCUUGUCAACCUAAACAUCAGGAACAAUAGUUUUCAUGGCUCAAUGCCAAACGAAUUGUCUCAUCUUUAUCACUUGAAAUUCUUGCAUUUUGGAUACAAUGAAUUCAGUGGAGAAAUCCCGUCAUGGAUAGGGUUGCUAACCAAACUUCAAGUUUUAAUUCUUGUAACCAACAAUUUCGAAGGUACUAUCCCAUCAUCUCUAUUUAACAGUACAUCUUCAUUGCAACAAAUUGUACUUGAAGAUAAUCAACUUUGGGGCUCUAUUCCAUCCUCUAUCUUCGAGAUCAUGUCUACCUUGAAAGUAAUUUCUCUAGCAGAAAACAAGUUUUCAAGUCCAAUGCCCUCCAUUUUCUUCAACAUGUCUUCACUGCAAUAUAUUGAUUUCAGCAAUAAUACGCUAUCUGGUGCUCUACCACCAGAAGUAGGGAACUUAACCAUGCUUACAUAUUUAAAUCUUGCCAAUAACAACUUCAAAGGUAGUCAGCUCCCAUCCUCUUUGUUCAAGUGCAAACAGCUGCAAUAUUUAAACUUGGAGUCUAAUAAUUUGAAAGGAAAACUAUCACCCGAAAUAGGGAACUUAACCAAGCUCAUAUUUUUAGAUCUUGCCUACAACAACUUCGAAGCACUGGAAUACCUUCAUCUUGGUUAUUCAACACCUAUCGUUCAUUGUGAUUUGAAGCCAAGUAAUGUCUUAUUAGAUGAAGAUAUGGUUGGACAUUUUGCUGAUUUUGGUAUUGCCAAACUCCUAAGUGAUGGAAUCUCUCUCACGCAAACAAUGACCAUGGCUACAAUUGGGUAUAUGGCACCAGAGUAUGGAUCUGAAGGAAUUAUUUCUACAAGCGGUGAUGUGUAUAGCUAUGGAAUAUUAUUGAUGGAAACUUUUACAAGAAAGAAGCCCACUGAUGAUAUGAUUAUCGGUGAAAUGAGUUGAAAGCGUUUAGUAGAGGAAUCAUUUUCGCUUUCAAUACUUGAAGUUAUCGAUGCCAAUUUGUUGAGCAAUGAAAAUGACUAUGCUGCUAUGAAGACCUGCUUAUCAGCAACUAUGGGCUUGGCUUUGCAUUGUUGUGCAGAUUUGCCUGAAUAGAGGAUCGAUAUAAAAAAUGUUUUAGCUAGACUCAACAAGAUCAAAUUAAAGUAUCAUCAUGCUAAGAACAUGAUUCUCUUUUAUAUUUUUAAA